This is a messenger RNA of Pygocentrus nattereri (red-bellied piranha), 2780 nucleotides long. Its product is annotated as von Willebrand factor A domain-containing protein 5A-like. The transcript has 21 exons. Bases 158 to 2509 code for a protein of 783 amino acids. Lineage: Eukaryota; Metazoa; Chordata; Actinopteri; Characiformes; Serrasalmidae. The record is from RefSeq and is a predicted model, not a curated record.
UGGGUUCAACCUGUCCACCCUAUUGUAAACUUCUUCCUGUGGCACCGAUGUAUCCUUGCUUACAGCUGUUAAGGUGAGGGUCUGGCAGGACCGCCCCCUUACAUGUCAACAAGGGAAGAAGUAGCGGUCAAAACCGACAGAUCCAGCUGCUGAAGAGAUGGGGUGUACAUGUUCUCAACCACAACAAGCCAGAAGCCAGGCACGUCGCCAUAGGCCAGAAUAUGCUAUCGUAGACAGCAACAGCUGCGGCUUAAUAAUGAAGAAAGGCCACCGAGUUCACUUGAAGAGUGUGGAAGUGGAGGUGCAGGUGAAGGGAUAUGUUGCUACAGUAACGUCCACCUUGCAGUACGUGAAUGAGGAGGAGCUUCCGGUGGAGGCCCUGUUCGUGUUACCGUUACCUGCAGAAGCAGCUCUCUGUCACUUCAGCACCAAGAUCGCCGACCAGGAGGUGGUGGCCGAGGUGCAUGACAAACAGAAGGUCCAGGAGAUAUACGCCGAUGCCUUAAGGUCGGGACAGCAGACAUUUUUUUGGGGGGAGACCCAAGAAAGCCCAGGUGUCUUCCGACUGGCUGUGGGGAACCUGCCUCCUAAAGAAAGCACUGCUGUGACUCUCAUUUACGUCAUUGAGCUGGCUGUGCAGGCAGAUGAUGGCCUGCGCUUCUGUCUGCCAUCUGUGCUCAACCCACAAUGUGCAUCCACCAACAUCGUUGCUUGUACAUGUAAGGUGCCUUAUACUUUGUCCCUUGGCAUCCACAUCACCUCGUCCAUCCCCGUUUCUAGAGUAGUGUCCAGCUGCUCUCUGGAGCCACUGAUCUACCUCAACACAGCUCAGACUCAGGCAAAGGUGAGUCUCUCUCCAGGACACAAGUUCAACAGGGAUGUGGAGAUGUUGCUUUAUUACAAGGAUGCCCAUCAGCCCACUGCCAUAGUAGAGGCAGGACUUCCUAAUGCAAAACAAGGUUCUCUGAUGGGUGACUCUUUGGUCAUGCUUAGUCUAUCCCCAGAAUUUCCUGAAGAGGUGGUAUCUUCUUUUGGAGAACGUGGGGAGUUUAUUUUAGUGAUGGAUCAGUCUGGCAGCAUGGCGGGGUCCUUAAUGAGAAAUGCCAAGGAAACUCUUCUCCUGCUGCUGAAGAGUCUUCCCCUGGGCUGCUACUUCAACAUCUAUGGCUUUGGCUCUGACUUCAAGUCCUUUUUCCGUAAGAGUGUGGCAUACACUCAGAAGACAAUGGAAAAGGCUGCAGAGAAGGUGCAAGCUAUGGAGGCAGACAUGGUUGGUACCGAAAUUUUGAAACCACUGAAGCACAUCUAUAAGCAAGAUCAUCUUCCAGAUCACCCCAAACAGGUGUUUCUUUUCACUGAUGGAGAUGUAAAGAACACCAAAGAGAUCCUGGACCUGGUCAGAACUCACUCGAGAUCCCACAGAUGCUUCACCUUUGGCAUCGGGCAGUUUGCUGGCACUGCACUGAUCACAGGAAUGGCCAGAGAAGGCCGUGGAUUUGCCCAGUUCAUCACAAGCAAAGACCGACUGCAGCUCAAAGUGAUGCAGUCCCUCAGCUUCGCCCUGCAGCCCGCUGUUGUUGACAUCUCUGUGAAAUGGACCCUUCCAGAGGGCAUGUCUGUCACUACUUUGUCUCCUCCCCUCAAUGUUCUCUUUCAGGGUCAGAGAGCACUGCUGUACGCUCAGCUCACAGGAGAGAGCUCAGGGAGUGAUGAAGGAACCGUGACUGUGCACUACAGUCUGGAAGGACAACCAGUGAGAAACCAGUUUACUUUCUGCCUAAAAGCUGCUGAGGACACUGGGCUGGGAAUUCAUAGGCUGGCUGCUCGUUCCUUGAUCCAAUCUCUGGAAAUGGAGCAUAGGGAAAAGAAAGAUGAGAGCUUAAGAGAACAGGUGGUGGAGCUCAGCGUGCAGUCGGGAGUGAGCAGCUCUUUCACUGCUUUCCUUGCCGUCCACAAGGGCAGUGGACAGCCAGUGAAAGGACCGUUGGUGAGGGAUGCAAUACCAGCAUCAUAUCUAGAAUAUGAUGAAGAGUACGAUUCAGAUCCUGGACACCAAGGAAAGCCCUGUGAACUCUACAUACCAUCAAGUUGGCAUUCACCUGUAUGUGAAUAUUCAGUGAGGGCAUCCGCUUCACCACACUGUCCUGCCCAGAGGGAGCCCUACCUGGACCUGGUUUCUCUUCAGAAAGCGGCAGGGAACUGGGAUUUGGAGGCCAAACUCUUUGACGUGCUUGGCAAGACAGAAAAGGAACUGGCCAAACAAAAGCCUCUACAGGUGGACAGUGCAGUGUGGGCCACUGUUCUGGCUCUGAUCUGGCUUCACGGCUUCAGGACAGCUGAACAGGAAGAGUGGAAGUUCAUUGCUAUGAAAGCCACAUCCUGGAUCCGUUCUCAGAAAGUGGAGAACCUGUCUGAGUGUGUCCAGGCUGGAAAUGCUGUGCUGGGCUGUCGGGUGGAAGAAGAGCGUCUGACCUACAUCUGUCCACGACACUGCCAUUACUACCAUUAGGCUCACACUCCCAGACUCAUUCUUGUUGGAAGUAGUUUUAUCAGUAUUUACAGGGAUUUGAGUGACUCUGUACCUUAAUUAUAUCCAUUUAUUAAAACAAAUGAUCGAAUUUUCUAUUUUGUCACUAUCGAAACAAUAAUAACUAAACAGAAACUUUACCAAAUAUUUCAGUAGUGACUGUUUCAGUAGUGACUGUUUCAGUAGUGUCUGUUUCAGAAGUGAUUGUUUCAGUAGUGUCUGUUUCAGAAGUGAUUGUUUCAGUAGUGUCUGU